This is a messenger RNA of Heterocephalus glaber (naked mole-rat), 3201 nucleotides long. RefSeq names its product polyadenylate-binding protein 1-like 2. Gene Ontology annotation, molecular function: RNA binding. NCBI's taxonomy places the organism in Eukaryota, Metazoa, Chordata, Mammalia, Rodentia, Bathyergidae. The record is from RefSeq and is a predicted model, not a curated record.
CACGACCGACAGGCAGCAGCGACAGCAGCAGGCUGCAGGCUGCAGCGACUCUCGCCUCUGCGCUCUUGGCAGCGCUCGCCAUCCCGUUGAGUUGGACUCGCCAGUUCGGCUAGCUGCGCCCUCCCACCCCCAGCUCCCGCUCGCGCCCCCGGCCGGGGUUCCGGCAUCCUCCGGCCCUCCUGCCCUCCCCGCCCUCUCCUCCCCCUCAGUUCUCUGGAAGGGAGGUCGCGGCAGCGGCCCGGCGGCAGCGGUGACCGUGGCGACAGCGGAGACAGUGGCGGCUGCGGUGGCGGCAGCGGCCGUGGCGGCGGCCGAGGCUGCGGCGGCGACCGUGGCAGAGGCGGUGGCGGAGGCCUCCGUGGCGGAGGCGGAAGCAGAGGUGGAGGCUGAGGUGGAGGCCGAGGCCUCAGCAGAGGAGGCAGAGGCCGAGGCCAUCCUGGCCGGGGAGGGGGCGGAGGCCUCCCGGGCGGCAGCGGCGGAGGCCAGCGCGGCCGAAGCCGCUGCCGCCGCAGCCAAGGCUGCGGCGUCCCCCUUGGGGGAGGUGGAUGCGGAUGAGGAGGUAGCAGCAGCAGUGGCGGCCGCGGCAGCCGGAGAGACGGAUGAGGAGGUGGGCGGGGGCUCGGAGGGGAACCCAGACUUUCCGAUGGCCUCGCUGUAUGUGGGCGACCUGCACCCUGAGGUGACAGAAGCAAUGCUAUAUGAGAAGUUCAGCCCAGCGGGGCCCAUCCUCUCCAUCCGCAUUUGCAGGGACAAGAUCACCCGCCGCUCCUUGGGCUACGCUUAUGUCAACUACCAGCAACCGGUGGACGCCAAGCGGGCCCUGGAGACCCUGAACUUUGAUGUUAUAAAAGGCAGGCCAGUGCGCAUCAUGUGGUCCCAGAGGGACCCCUCGCUCCGCAAGAGCGGGGUGGGCAACGUCUUCAUCAAGAACCUGGGCAAGACCAUCGACAACAAGGCUCUGUACAACAUCUUCUCGACCUUCGGCAACAUCCUGUCCUGUAAAGUAGCCUGCGACGAAAAGGGGCCCAAGGGCUACGGGUUUGUGCAUUUCCAGAAGCAGGAGUCUGCUGAGCGGGCCAUAGAUGCGAUGAAUGGCAUGUUCCUGAACUACCGCAAAAUUUUCGUCGGGAGAUUCAAGUCACAUAAAGAAAGAGAGGCGGAAAGGGGAGCCUGGGCCAGGCAGUCCACCGGUGCAGAUUGCAAGGGUUUUGAGGACGACACCGACGAGGAGGCCACCUUGCGAUGAGGACAUCCCUGGAGCAAGCCAGCAGAGCCAAAUCUUGGCUCCUACCCGGUUUACAACCCUCCCCCCCAACCCACCAGCAGUGUAUUGUAUUGGGAGUGCAGGUCUCUCUCUUUCCCUCGCCCUCUCCUUCUCCCUCUUCCUCUGCCUCCCUUCCUCCCUCUGUCCCUCCCCCUCUCCCUCUUCUCUCCCCUCUCCCUGUAUCUCCUGUCCCUCCUUCCUACAGUCUCUCCCCCUCUCUAGCCUUCCUUCCCUCCCUAUCCCGCCUUUUCUCCCCAUUCCCUUUUUCUUCCUGCCCUCCUCUUCCUCUCCAUUCCUUCCUCUUCUCUCCACCCCCACCAAGGGUGUUGUGAAUAAUCCUACUAAUCUGUGCCAUUGGAUAGGUUAAAGGCUGCCUCUUCUCCCUGUGGUUUGUUUCCUAAAAGAACUUUUUUCUUCUCUUUGUUUACUGCACAGGUGAUUCAGUCUCAUGGUAGAAAUAUCAGGAAGGAGAAGGAAAUCAGAUGAGAGAAAACCAAGAGAGUAAUUGCUCCCCAUGAUCUUACAACCCUGAAAGAACCACUUUUACCUUUUUGGUGUGCUGUUUUCCCAGACUCUCUUCUCUCCCUCUCUCACCCCCUCCCCACCUUCCUUUUAUCAUACUGUUGUAGAAUGGUUCUUGAAUGUGGUGUUUCUUAACUUGCUUUCUUUCAGCAACUAAAACCAAACUAAAACCCAACCCACCGAACUCCUUUCCAUGAUAUUCAACAGGCUUAUGAUACAUCAUUUCAGUGCCUGCAGAAUGCUCCUGUGUAUCCGUGGACUUUAAUGUUUCUGUAAUCAUUCCCGCAUUGUUGGACAUUCAGGUGGUGCCCAGUUCUUCCCCUGUGUUUAAAACCAGCACUGUGUGCUCUGAUGAGUGAAUCCUUCCUCGUCAAGCCAAAUCGCUGCUAGCAUCCUGGAUGGUCUCCUCAACUGUGGACCUGCAGAAUCCACAGAGGGACAUUUCAAAGACUUUUCCUGUGUGUUGCCAAAAGGCCCCCUUCAUAAGCAUUGUUCCAAUUUGCACUCAUGCCAGCCAGCACAGCUAGUAAAAAGAGUAUGGCCCUUUCCCCUGAAUUGCCUCUUGGUCACUGUAAUUGGUGUGUGUGUGUGUGUGUGUAUGUGUGUGUAUGUGUGUGUGUGUUUGUGUGUGACUUGGCCAGAGUGAUGUAUUGCAAAAUGGUAUUUCUCUAUUCUUGGUUAUGUCACUUAAAUAUAACUGGAAUUGAACACUGUUAAUCACUCCUUCCUCCAGUGCAUGUCCUUUUCCACAUUGUCAGAAAAAUAAAUCACCUUUAUUUCAGUGAAACAACAGCAACAAAAAAUUCACAGGGCAGAUAAGUUAACAGAAGAAAAUUAAAAGCAUCAGUUUUCCAACCUAAUGAAUACACAACUUCCUGGAAUAUAUUCAUCUUCACCUGUUCAGUAACUUUCAUUUGAUAUGUGUGUGAAUUUAAUGUAUAUAAUGUUCCAAUAUCUGCUUUUUCAUACAUAAAUUAUGUAGGUUAUAGACAUAGAUGUAUAGAUAUUCUUGAAGUUCUUUUUAUGUCAUUAAAUAUUCUUCUAAAUUAGUUUCCAUGGCUGUUUAGUUUAGCAGGGUAUCAAUGAGCCAAAUACAAGGACAAUAUAUAUAUUCAACCACAUAUAUAUACACUUAUAUAUAUAAUGUAUAUGUACAUCUCUAUACAUUGAUAUUCAUAUUUAGAUGUAGAAAUGAGGACAUUUAUUUUCCUUUAACUACAACUUUGUUGAACACCAGUCCAAAGGUUUCAAGAAUAUCAUUUGCACAAAUCUUACUUACAUUCAAGAUUAUUUUCUGAACAUUGUUCAAAUAAAACGGAAAUAUCAAAAGAUGUGGGUGGGUUAAAUUUUUUUAAUUUUUGUUUUGGUUUCUCAGUAAAUGACUAUUUUUAAUGAUAGCAUUUUACCUUCAUAAG